GAACGGACAAAAUUCAUUCACAUGGCAGUCACAUAUCAAACCCUCACCACCCAACAAAACAACGCCACGUACCACCUUCCCCCCUCACGUGUCUCGGUUUGUCACCCUACCCACACCACAUCACACUUCCUCUUUCCUUCUCUCUUAUCCUCUCUCCAUCUUUUCUCAGCAGAAACCAAAAGAAAAAAAAAGGAGCAAAGAGAGAACAGCACAGCAGCAGCCAGCAGCAUCAACAAGAGUGAGAAUCCAAGCUUUCUCCCUUCCUUCCUUCCUUCCUUCAUCAACACAAGUCCAUUUCUUCCUCCAUGAAGUGAUAACAUUGUCCCCUCUUAUUUACGCAACAUGCCAUCCCGCCAUCUCCUCUCUCUCCCGCCGGGCCACCGCCACCGCCACCGCAUUCAGCCCAUUCUCCCCGCCGUCCUCGGCGGAGCCUUGAGUUUGGCUCUCCUCUCCCUCAUCCUCAUUCUAUUCCUCUUCCUCUACCGGAAGCUCUCCAGCAACCGCACCGCUCCCACCACUUCGGACCUCAAAUCCCCAACCCACAUCCAGAGUACCGCCAACCAGUGCCGCCGCUACUCCUACUCCCUCCUCCGCCGCGCCACCGCCUCCUUCUCGCCCUCCAACCGCCUCGGCCACGGCGGCUUCGGCUCCGUCUACAAGGCCAUCCUCUCCUCCUCCCUCCUCGCCGCCGUCAAGGUCAUGGACCCCAGCGGCUCCCUCCAAGGCGAGCGCGAGUUCCACAACGAGCUCGCCCUCGCCUCCUCCCUCAACUCCCCCUACAUUGUCACCCUCCUCGGCUUCUCCACCGACCGCCGCAAGCGGAAGCUCGUCCUCGUCUACGAGCUGAUGGAGAACCGAAGCCUGCAGGAGGCUCUCCUGGAUCGCAAGUGCGAGGAGCUCAUGAAUUGGAGCCAGCGGUACAGUGUGGUUACGGAUGUCGCGAGAGGCCUCGAGUAUCUACACCAUUCCUGCAACCCUCCCGUGAUUCACGGCGAUGUUAAGCCCAGCAAUAUCUUGCUGGAUUCGGAUUUCAAUGCCAAGAUUGGCGAUUUCGGACUCUCUAGAUUGAAGACGGGGGAGAUCGCCGAGUGUGCCGCCGGAGAGGACAACGGAUCCAUCCUGGAAGAGGCGGAGAGCGUCGCGACCGGCGGCUACGAAGACUCCGGAGCAGCUGUCGAUCGCUCGCCGGCGAGUAAGGUAUUGGAUUCGGAUACGUCGCCGGAGGCCGUGGGGGCGGAUAAGGCGAGCGUGUCGGAGUUAGGUUUUGACAGGGCGAGCAUGGAAAGCGGGCGAGAUUUGGGUGGGAAAAAAGGCGGAUCCAGAAGGGAUUGGUGGUGGAAACAGGAUAGCGGAGUGGAAUCGGAAUCGGGGAGGGUGAAGAAGGAUUACGUAAUGGAGUGGAUUGGCAGCGAGAUCAGUAAGGAACGAGCCAAAUCCGGCGGAUGGAAUGUUGCGUCUCCGAGCUCGGCCGAUAACAAUCUGUUGAGCACACCGAGUUUGAAGGUGGAGCCUAUGCAGAAGAAGGAGAAGAAGACGAAGAAGAGAUUGGAAUGGUGGGCAUCUCUGGACGAAGAAAGGUUGAAAAGGAAGGAGAAGAACAGAAAGCCCAGGGAAUGGUGGAAGGAAGAGUUUUGUGACGAGUUAUCUAAGAAGAACAGGAAUAAGAAGAAGAAGAAGAGGGGUCUGAAUUCGAGCAAUGGCGGAGAAGCUUGGUGGCACAAGGACGAGGAAGAUUCGGUUCAAGAGAGGAAGAAGAAGAAGCGGAAAAGCAGAGGAAGCAUCGAUUGGUGGCUGGACGGUUUCAGCGGCGAGUUGAGAAAUGGGCGAAGGAACAGCCAAGAUUGGGCCAGUGGAGAGAUUCCCAAGAGCGGCGGCAUCAGUAGCACGCCCAGCAUGAGAGGAACCGUCUGUUACAUAGCUCCGGAGUACGGCGGCGGCGGGCAGUUGUCGGAGAAGUGCGAUGUUUACAGUUUCGGUGUGUUGCUCCUCGUGGUGGUUUCAGGGCGGAGGCCGCUUCAAGUUACUGCCUCGCCGAUGUCGGAAUUCGAGAGGGCCAAUCUCAUCUCCUGGGCUAGGCAGCUUGCUUACAAUGGGAAGCUCAUGGACCUUGUUGAUCCUUCGAUACAUUCCAUGGUCAAAGAGCAAGCGUUGGUUUGUAUCACCAUCGCGCUGCUGUGUCUCCAGAGGUCACCAAGCAAGCGGCCAUCCAUGAAGGAAAUAGUGGAGAUGCUCUCCGGCGAGGCAGAGCCGCCCCACCUGCCGUUCGAGUUUUCGCCAUCUCCGCCGUCUAAUUUCCCUUUCAAGUCUCGGAAGAAAGCCCGGUGAGUUGCGUGCGCUGUCAGUGUUGUGUAUUAGAUUUGAUUUCACGAACCACGCCAUUUUCCCAUCAACUGUAGAAUAUAAUGUACUGUUGUAGGAGGCCAUUUUGAGAAAUUACAGUGUUUGUUUCCUCAUCUCUGGUUUGUUGCUGUUGUAGAAGUUAAUUGCCAAAUUGAAAGAAGUGAAUGUAGGUGGAUGGAAGGAUGCUUUUUUUUUUCCCACGAGAGUUGGAGCAUCCAUUAUUAGCUUAGUACUAGUGAAAUGGGGCUGCGGUUGGCUCUGAAAAACUUGGUCUUGCUUCAGCAGAGUGAGCGAGUAAUGAGAGCAUUUGCUUGUUGUGCAGCACGAUUGCACUUUGACCUCAUCAAGUCAUCCUCCUAGCCUUCUGUUUUUUGGGAAUCCAAGGACUAACAGUAGAGACGCAGUAGAGAUAUUAUAGGUGGAAUGUCAUGAUGAUAUAUCCUUACUGUGUGGUAAAGCUACUAGUCAAUUUGUUCAGGAGUGCUAAAGCUGCUGCUGCUGGAGGGUCGUCUUUUGCUUUUGGUGGUCUGUCUGUCUGUUGUCUUGCCAAAGUUGUGCCUUUUCUUUCUGUGUUGUUUUGGGUGCUAAAGUUUCAGAGUCCGGCAAAGCAAAGCAAUAUAGAUUAGAUAGAUUA
Linum trigynum is the source of this 2974-nucleotide messenger RNA. NCBI's taxonomy places the organism in Eukaryota, Viridiplantae, Streptophyta, Magnoliopsida, Malpighiales, Linaceae. The record is from the annotation of a GenBank genome assembly.